Messenger RNA from Candidozyma duobushaemuli, 3879 nucleotides. RefSeq lists its product as uncharacterized. Gene Ontology annotation, molecular function: protein binding; uroporphyrinogen-III synthase activity. The transcript has 2 exons. Bases 1 to 3879 code for a protein of 1292 amino acids. The record is from RefSeq and is a predicted model, not a curated record. Lineage: Eukaryota; Fungi; Ascomycota; Pichiomycetes; Serinales; Metschnikowiaceae. Gene Ontology annotation, biological process: uroporphyrinogen III biosynthetic process.
AUGGCCUUCGCUGACGACAUGGUCGUAGACCACAAUAUUCUUCUUCACCAGGACCAGGAUGAUCAAGACAUUCUUAGUGAAUUCCUAGACCAGAGAGUGUUUGACUCCGUGAACUCCGCCUCUCCAGUGAACAGCGGUAUGCAAAGUCCCUACCAUCCUGAUUUUGACGUGAUGUUCCAGAAAUUCAAGCCCGAAGAUGACAUGCUUGAGGAAGCUGCAAAAGUAGAGCCCGAACAAGGCCACAACUACCUAUACCUGUCCCAUGAGAACUUCGAGAGAGACUCUUUUGCGAAUAAUACCCCAGAGAAGCACUCUUCCGACGACCUGGCUCUUUCUGUUUACGAACAGGUCCGUAAGGAAGUCUCGAAAGUGAAGUUUGGUAACCCAAUGCAAAAGGUGUGUCCUGACUCCUUGGAACUCGAGGACCCUUCCUACUUGGAUUUCUCCCCUGCCGCAAUGAAUGCCCUCCCAUAUAAGCUUGAUGUUGAGGACCUUCCCACAUACUCUAGAGUGGAAACCCAGAUCAAGUUACGCUUCGCUUUCAGCCCGGCUCCCAAAGAAACUUUGGUUCGCAUUCCACAAGAUUUAGUGUCUAAAACAAAACACUGUUUGCUGUCAAGCGCCGACACGUUGCCUGAUUUCCUUAAAGAGAACAUGCUCUAUAUGGAAACUUACGUCAUGACCUCCGACGGCAAGACUUCUUGCAACAUUUGCAAGCGCUGCAUCAAGAGGGAGCAGAAGAGAGCAUCGAGAUCGAAAACGGGCGGUGUUGAUAACGGAAUUUCUGACUCUCCGACGUCCGCAAGCAAGUCUCUUCCCAAUAUGUGGAGCGACGAGGAUAUGAUCAAGAAAGCCAUCAUUUACAACUCCAAGGAGAUGGUCAGUUUUGCACCACCAUCGGGACUAAUAGAUGAUCCAAGCAAGAGCUUGCAUUUCUCCGUUAGAAUUGUUUGUUACUGCAGACAUCACAAGGAGCAAGACGGCUUUAAGCUUCUAUUUGUCGUGAAAAAUUAUUUGGGUGAGGUUGUGGCCAAGCAUUUGCUGAACCCUAUCAUGAUCAUGGACAGAAAGAAAAACCAAUCUGCGUCAAAGGAGCCAUCAAAGCCCAGAAUCAAAUCGGAGGAUUCGGUUGGCGACAACAAUGACGGAACCUUGCACCCUCUUUCGCCCAACUCUAUUGACGACUCAAACUCAGAAGCUCUUGUCAACACGGAUACCAACACUGAUACCCUAUCCGGACACAGAGGAACGAAGAGAAAGAAGAUGUCGUUUGACGACAGUGGCAACACAUCAGCCAAUCCAAUGUACAACGGCUCGACAGGCUUAUCGCCUCUCAGUAACAGUGAUACAAACACAUCAAUCCAUAAUAUGAACCCAAAAAACAGUCUAUCUUUGGUGAACAAGAAUUCUGUGCCUGGCUCAUUCACACAGCUGGUCCAAGCCCUGCCUAUUCCAAGGCAGCGUCUGCAACAGCUGUUUGGCAUGGCACAACAAAAUAACAAUUACCCUAUGAUUCAAAAGAUCAUUCCUGCUCAAGGACCCAUCAGAGGAGGUAUAGAGGUCACUCUUUUGGGUUUCAACUUCCGUCCUGGAUUGAACGUUAAGUUCGGUUCUAAAAAUUCCUUGGCCACGCACUGCUGGUCUGACAGCACAAUGGUGACAUACCUUCCUCCUGCGGCUCAGCCAGGACAAGUCUUGGUGAGCUUCGAAAGUCUAGAGCAUGUCAUUCCCGUUAAUCAGCAGCUGAUAUUCACAUACACUGACGACACCGACCGCCAGCUCAUUGAGCUUGCGUUGCAAAUCGUUGGUUUGAAAAUGAACGGAAAGUUGGAGGAUGCCAAAAACAUUGCGAAGCGUAUUGUUGGCUCCGACUCUCAGUCUGGCAGUAACAGUGGCACUCCUCCUCAACAGACAAACGUGUCAGGAAUGAACCAGGCCAGUAAGGAAUGGUACGACAAUGCUCACAAGGCUGUGGAGCAGCUUGUGAAGUCCGAGCUCUCUACUGAAGAGAUUUUGAUUAACUUCCUCUCUUUGGUUGACUUGCCAAAUUGCCCCAUCAUCAUUCCCAACUGGCAGUUGUGCAACAACCAGGGUCAAUCCUUGUUGCACCUUGCUACUCUCAAGAACUAUACGCAUUUGAUCAAGUUUCUCAUCACUCACGGCUGCAAGAUUGAUAUUAAGGACAACCAGGGUCUUACGCCCUUGUUCUUUGCGUCAAUGUGUGGCUCUCGUGACUUGAUGAGGGUAUUUAUUGAGUGCAAGUCCAACUGGAACCUCAAAUUGGCCAACGAUAAGUUCUUGAAGGACUACAGUGAUAUCAACGUGUUGGAUGUGUUCAGUAAACUUGAAGCGGAGAGUUACAUGUCAGACGAGGUGAGCAGUGUGAACAACUCAGGCAGAGAGGUCGAGGAAGAGUUGACAAAAUCAUACAGCGUAGACUCAUUGAACUCGUUGUUCAUGAUUGACUACGGAAAGCAUAUUUCGAAGAUGGUGAUGGAAUCGUCCGCUGAAGAUGGCCAAGAGACAAGGGAUGCCGAGGUCACCGACAAUGCCUACGAAACUACAAGGCCUAAUUCUCCUGACGGAUAUGGCGGUGAUUCUUCCGAUUUUGCCGAUUCGGAGCUCGAUUCUGAAGAUAGUUUCUCGGACCACGGCCGUGAACCAUUCCGCAGACAAUACCAAAGUGGUCUUCACGACGAGGACGAUUACGACGAUGACUACCAGGAUUACGAGAGCAGCGACGAUGAAAGCGACGAUGCACAUGACGAGGAUGGCCCAGUCGAGGGCCCAGACAGACCACAGAGAAAGGGCUUGUGGCAGAAGAUGAAGAACGCUGUUUUCCACAGCGAUAACAGCGAUGCAGAGCUCCCCUCAUACGAUGAUCUCUUCCCCUUCGGACACCUGAACGUCGGAGAAAAGCCAAAGACACAACAGGAAAGGCAGCUUAAUGGUCUGCAGAGCAUGGAAGGCUCGCUGGCCACACGCAAGCGUCUGGCAACAGAGGAAGAUGCGGGACUCACAUCAGACUCGUCAGAAGACAUGGUGAUCUCGUACAUCAACCACCCGCGUAAGACGGUGGAAAGUGACAAGAUGUUGUUGUUCUUCUGGGUGCCGAUUCUCGUUUUCAUCAUUGGGUUGUUUUUGUACGUGAGGCUUACCGGCCAGCCAAUUGGAUUCGUGGAGAAGUUCAAGGACAUGGGCCGUGACACGCUCGGCAACUUUAUGGUUGGCAACGAGCACAUCACAAGGGUAUUCAGAAAAGAGGCUCGCAAGGCCGCAGGGGCCCUCAAAGGAGCAGUUGAAGUGUUCCAUCUUUGCCUUGGAGAGAUCUCGAAGACAAGUACAGAAACUGCCCAAAGGAUUCGAGCCAAAACCGGCUAUACAGUUGGACCAGCUACGGAAGAGAUCUUAAGAGCCAACGGGUUUGGUGAUGUUCGAGGAGGCUCACAAGCUGGAAACGGGGCAAUUCUAGCAGAUAUUAUCCUACAGGAUCUAGCCCCCGAGCAGCACAGUCAACGUAUUGUGUUCUUCACCGGCAGGAUACGCAAGGACGUGAUUCCUGUGAAGUUGAAAAGUCAUGGAGUGAACGUGGUGGAGGAGGUGAUCUACAAAACCGAAAAUAAGAGCGGCAUUGUGGCUGACUUUUUGGACCGCUGCAGUGCUCCUGUUGAUUGGAUCGUUUUCUUCAGUCCGCAAGGAACGGAAGGUAUAGUUGAGCACCUCCUGGACAAGAAACUCCCUGCAGCACGGAUUGCCAGCAUAGGUCCAACCACCGAGGACUACCUAACAUCAAAGGGCAUCUGCACGCAUGUAGUCGCUGAGAAGCCCACGGCCGCCUCGCUUCUUCAAAGUCUUGAGAGGCAUGAGGAGGCGAAGUGA